CGCUCAACCCACGUGGCGUCCGAGACCUUAAACAAAGUCCUUGCGCAGAACGGAAGGGGAAGCGACACAGGGGUCAAGCCAAGGACCAAGGUCAACCAAUGAUCCUCUUCUUCUCUCCAUUCUCGCAAGAAAUAUAUUGCUACCAACGAUAGAUACAUGGUGUUGUUGGACCGAUCGCCUUGAGAAAAGUACGGAGCUUUCUGGUUUUGUUUCAUCGCAAAGCCUAAGAAUUCGAGGCAAAGAAGGCUCCAGGACACAGCAUCAGGGGAGAGGCUUCGCAAAACAACACCAAAUUGGGUGCCACUUGAGGUUUAUUCAUCCUAAAUGAAUAUUGAGAAUCCCUCAAUGAGUAUUUUACACAAAGAAACUAAAAAAGGGCCGAUGGCCAAACCAAUGGGCAACAAGAUUGCAAGCUUAUUAAGAUUAGUGGAGGAGAGAGCAUCAUCGAUGGAAGAGAAAAAGAAGAAAAAAGAGGCUCUAGUCCCCUAUCUUCCUAAAGAUUGCAUCUCAAACAUUCUCAUUCGACUUCCUCUUGACUCUGUUCAAAGGUCAAGGUUCGUUUGUAAGCCAUGGUAUUCAAUAAUUAAUAGCCACGUAUUUGUUGAUGCCCAUCUACGUCGAUCUGAAUCUGUUUUGAUCUUUCUAUUAUCAAAGAAAAGAGGAAGUUUGUAUGCUUUUCCUUCGGCAUCAAUCCUGCCAGAGAAACCAAAUACCAUUUCAAUUGAAGCAAAAUUUCUUCAGACAGAAUGCGUCCCUGUUUUUGGGCUGCCAACCAUGGACCCCACUUUGAAGUCUUAUAUCCAAUACUUGGAAAUUGAUGGUGGAAGGAGCAAAGUGGUAGAAUAUAAUGCAAGUUGCUUGGGGAAUAUCAGGGCUACUUGCAAUGGUCUAAUCUUGCUUGAUAACAAACUGAAGAAAGGAGGACUAAUAGUAAUGAAUCCUGUGACUAGGAAGUUGAUUGCACUUCCUCUGGGUACUUUAUAUCCUCCUCACAAUGAAUCUUAUGGCUUUGCAUCAAGCAAUGUUACUGAUGGCUAUAAAGUGGUGCACCUGUUUCGAGAUGAGUUGGGGUUUCUCAGUUGUGAGAUCUUAAUUCUUGGUACAAGAUUAUGGAGAGAGGUAAAUGGACCUUCUUUUGGACUCUUUAGUUGGUUUGGUUACAUGCCUGUUUCAGCAAUUGGAGCUUUGCACUGGGUUCCUCAUAUUGAUCGUAGUGAUUUCAUAGUGUCCAUGGAUGUGGAAAAGGAAAAGUUUCAUACAAUACCACUCCCAAAAAGUAGUAGAACUCAUGAUCGGAUUGUCGAGACGGGUGAUUUCUUAAGUUUUGUCACUCAUGAAGAAGCUAACCAAAUAGACAUUUGGAUCUUGAAAGGGUUGGGUGAAUCUUGGACAAAGCAGCAUAGUAUCACAAUGGGUUGUAUAAUGGAUAUGGUUCCACUUUUGAGUUUAAGAAUUAAAGGAGAUAUGAUUUUCAAGAGGGACGAAGACGGAUCAUUUUAUGCAUAUGACUUCCAGCUCCAAGUGAUGAGAAAAGUUGAGAUGGAAAAGGGUUUUGUGCCAUUGUCAAGUUCACUUCUACCUCAUGUCAAUAGCCUUGUUUCUUGGUCCAGCAGGGAGAGUUGCCAGGAUGUGUGUGAUUGAUCCGUUCCUUCGUUUGGUACAAAAUUAGCAAAGUGAUGCCAUGUAUUCCAUAUAAUCACUAUAAGAUAUACCUUACCCCUCUUCUCAACGUUCUCUCUAUAUUAUUCAUGCACAGUAUCAAUCUAUUGUGGUUAACUUGCUGUAUAUAUUAUAUAUAGUAUCUUUCUUAUGCGCAA
Alnus glutinosa is the source of this 1817-nucleotide messenger RNA. RefSeq names its product putative F-box protein At2g02030. The coding region runs from base 325 to 1641 and encodes 438 amino acids. Gene Ontology annotation, molecular function: protein binding. The record is from RefSeq and is a predicted model, not a curated record. The transcript is spliced from 3 exons. NCBI's taxonomy places the organism in Eukaryota, Viridiplantae, Streptophyta, Magnoliopsida, Fagales, Betulaceae.